Molecule: messenger RNA, 1099 nt
Organism: Contarinia nasturtii (swede midge)
Lineage: Eukaryota; Metazoa; Arthropoda; Insecta; Diptera; Cecidomyiidae
Exons: 6
Coding region: 48-986 (312 amino acids)
Source: RefSeq, a predicted model, not a curated record
CCACGGUUUACAGUGUCAGUAGAUUUCGUUUGAUUCCCGACAUUAGAAUGUUAAAUCGACAAGUUAUCACCUUAAUAGGUGUUGUUGUGUUGAUAAAUUUACUGCAAGUAAAAGGUAACGGACCACAACACCCAAACGAUGCUAGUUCCAGUUCUGCUAAUAGUAACAGUAGCAGCCAUCGAUGGUUUGACGUCGCUGGUGUUUUCCGAAAUGUUUUUAAAUUGCCAGUUUCAGUGAUAGAGGCCGAGGCAAUAAAAGAGCGUGGAGGAUUAGUAUGGAAACGUCCUACCAAUAUUGCGCAAUUUCCUCAUACGUGGCAUACAUUCAAAGCAAAGAACGCAUCUGGUGAAGAAGUUGAAUUCGUGAUUAAAGAUAUACCCAGAAGUAGAUUCAACCAAGUUGUAGACUUGAUGGCUCUGUACACACUCAAAACGGAUCCAAUAUACAAUGCACUCGACAUAUGGACAAAUGCGGACGCUGUGAAUAUUUUUAAAAAUGAGUGGACAUUGAUACUCAAGCAAAAAAUGUCGGUGGCUUGCUUCACGAACGAUGGAUCUGACACAAUUGUCGGUAUAAGCAUAUUGAAUGUAUUGCGAAAAGAUGAUGUCAUGUUCAAAUUGAUUCCAGAUUAUCCAAAUUACAGAAUCAAUAGAUUGGAACAAUUAUAUCGUAGAAUCAAAUUUGAUACAUUUGAACAUUAUAAAGUUGAUGAAUUUUUAGGUAGCGCUGGUAUUGGAAUUCAUCCAACGUAUGAACACUUUGGCAUUGAUUUAGAACUUCUUAGGAGCAGAGAAGGGAUUUGUCGAACAUUUGGAUUAGCUGUAACGUCAACGCUGUUCACAUCACCAGCAUCCAAUACUGCCGCCAAUCAACUUCAGUUUAAUAUUGACAAAACUUUAAGCUAUAAUGAUAUACGCAAAGUAAUUCCUGAGUUCACGUCCAUUACCAAUCCGAGAAUAACGCUGAGAUCAAAAGAAUUCAAAUGAUGAAAGCGAAAGACGACAUGUCGUCAACCAUGAAAAAUAUUUUUGUAUUGUAAUGAGUAUUUUAUUUGAAAUGCGAAUAAACACAGAAUGAAUUAAUACAAUUUUGAAUGAAA